GUAGAGAGGAUUGUAGACAAAAGGAAGAACAAGAAGGGCAAAUGGGAGUAUCUCAUCAGGUGGAAAGGCUACGGAAGCAAUGAAGACACCUGGGAACCUGAACAUCAUCUACUACAUUGUGAGGAAUUUAUUGAUGAGUUCAAUGGACUACAUGUUACUAGAGAAAAGCGAUCAAGACAUGGGAAACAGGCUCCUAAGUUUUUACGGGAAAGCCGAGGGUCAUCUCUUGAGAAAAUAUCACAUAGACCUUCUGAAAGUGGGAAGCCUAAAGGGUCAACACACAAAAGGAAGAGAAUUAACCCAUCUCUUCAAAAACAGAAAAGAGGAUACACAGCAAAGCCGGCAUCUGCUAAUGACAGGGCUGCUAAAACUGUGACUUACCGAACUACUCCCAGCGGUUUACAGAUCAUGCCACUGAAAAAGCCACAUAAUGUUCUGCAGAAUGGAGAUGGCAGUCAUGAAAAGGAUUCUAGACAUUUUGGGAAUGGCUCACAACAGCAAAACGCGGAUUUAAAUGAACCUGAAGGAGAACAAAAUUUGCCCAGCAUGUUGGAAGUUAGUAACGAUUCACCUGUUGUGAAUGGAAUUGGUUCUUCUCUGGCCAAUGGAAGCUUGAAUCUACACAGCACUGUGAAAAGGAAACUAGAUGGGGAGAAAGAUUAUGUCUUCGAUAAGAGACUAAGAUACAGCGUGCGUCAAAAUGAAAGUAACUGCCGGUUCAGGGACAUAGUAGUCCGGAAAGAAGAUGGUUUCACACAUAUUUUGCUGUCAAGUCAGACUUCAGAUAACAAUGCACUGACACCAGAGAUCAUGAAGGAAGUUCGGAGAGCAUUGUGCAAUGCAUCAGCUGAUGACAGUAAACUCUUACUUCUCAGCGCAGUGGGAAGUGUAUUCUGUAGUGGCCUAGAUUACUCAUAUUUAAUUGGCAGGUUAUCCAAUGACAGAAGAAAGGAAAGCACUAGGAUUGCAGAAGCUAUAAGGGAUUUUGUAAAAGCUUUUAUUCAGUUUAAGAAGCCCAUUGUGGUUGCUAUCAACGGCCCUGCUCUUGGGUUAGGAGCUUCUAUUUUGCCGCUAUGUGAUAUCGUUUGGGCAAGUGAGAAGGCAUGGUUUCAGACACCAUAUGCAACAAUCCGACUCACUCCAGCUGGCUGCUCAUCAUACACAUUCCCACAAAUUUUGGGGGUUGCACUGGCCAAUGAAAUGUUGUUCUGUGGGAGAAAGCUGACAGCGCAGGAAGCCUGCAGCAGAGGACUAGUGUCACAAGUAUUUUGGCCAACAACGUUUAGCCAAGAAGUGAUGCUACGAGUGAAGGAAAUGGCAUCCUGCAGUGCAGUGGUGUUGGAAGAGUCCAAAUGUCUCGUGCGGAGCUUCCUGAAAUCUGGACUUGAAGAUGUGAAUGAGAAAGAAAAACAGCUGUGGAGCUCUUCCAAAGGACUGGAUUCAUUAUUCAGCUACCUGCAAGACAAAAUAUAUGAAGUCUGA
This is a messenger RNA of Nestor notabilis (Kea), 1482 nucleotides long. RefSeq names its product chromodomain protein, Y-like 2 (gene CDYL2). The transcript has 6 exons. The record is from RefSeq and is a predicted model, not a curated record. Lineage: Eukaryota; Metazoa; Chordata; Aves; Psittaciformes; Psittacidae. Gene Ontology annotation, cellular component: nucleus. The annotation marks the transcript as partial. Gene Ontology annotation, molecular function: transcription corepressor activity.